Messenger RNA from Folsomia candida, 860 nucleotides. RefSeq lists its product as uncharacterized. Lineage: Eukaryota; Metazoa; Arthropoda; Collembola; Entomobryomorpha; Isotomidae. The coding region runs from base 403 to 792 and encodes 129 amino acids. The record is from RefSeq and is a predicted model, not a curated record. The transcript is spliced from 3 exons.
UCAGUGAUAGUAAAGGCGACUCAGAUUGUGGGGGUGGAAAAGCCCCCGCAAUGAGUGAACCCGAAAAACAAGUGCUACUCGAUCUUGUCGCUGAGUUUAAAUUAAUAUUAGAGGAUAAGAGGACCGAUUUUGGAACUACUUCAAAAAAAUCAAAAGCAUGGAGGAGUGUAGCAGAUCGUUUCUGCAGCUCGCCUGGUACUACAUACCGGACUGAAGAACAGCUAAAAACCUGGUGGUCGAAUUGCAAAAAGAGAGCUAAAAAACAGGUAAAGAAUUGUGUGCACGAAAAUUGUAAUCUAUCAUAAAAAAUAUGUAUAUUUCUGAUCAUCUUAGGUUGCAAACAACAAAAGAUGUAUUAUCCAGACGGGUGGGGGAAAGGGGAAGAAUAAGCUGAACGUGGAGAUGGAUCGAGUUAUGGGAAUCAUUCCAGGCCAGAUGAAGUCGUUGGAAAACUUGUUCGAUGAUGAUGCUGAGAUUGUUGUCGACGAGGUUGAAACUAUUGAUUUACCGGAACACGAGAAAAUUAUUGCGUCACCUCCAAAGAAAAAAAUUAAAUCAUUGGAGCAAGAAUCUCGGAAGCAAAAGGAUGCUCGUUCAUCGCUUACGGACAUGGAAUAUGAAGAGCAUCGUAUGAGAAUGAAAAUUUUAGCGACGGAGUUAGAAACGGCUAUCAUUUUAAAAACAAAGGCAGAAGCUGAAACGAAACAUUUGGAGGAGGCUAACAAACUAAAAUUACAGUUAUUGCAUGCAAAAAUUAGUGAAUCUCGGGAAGAGCUCGGAAAUAUUAAUUAACAUUGUCGUUGAACUGAUUGGUUUGUAUGUAUCUAAUAAGUAAAGUGCGUAGUAAUAAUUUCUCUCAA